This is a messenger RNA of Mya arenaria, 432 nucleotides long. Its product is annotated as eggshell protein-like. Bases 18 to 377 code for a protein of 119 amino acids. Lineage: Eukaryota; Metazoa; Mollusca; Bivalvia; Myida; Myidae. The transcript is spliced from 3 exons. The record is from RefSeq and is a predicted model, not a curated record.
AUCGCUGUACCAUUACCAUGAAGGUUCUUGCAAUUCUCGCUCUGUUUUGUGCCAUCGUGGCAUGCCAAGCCUAUCCAAAAAAGGGAUAUGGAGGUGACUAUGACGAUGGCGAUAAACGUGACUAUGACGAUGGCCAUGGGAGUGGCUAUAAAGGUGGCUAUGUAGGAGGCUAUAAAGGUGAUACUGACGAUGGCUAUGCAAGUGCCUAUCCAGGUGGCUAUGGCCACAAAUACGGAUAUGGCAAUGACGACUACGAUGACGGAAAAUAUAAUGAAUAUAAGACAGGGUACGGAGGAGGCAACAGAGGUGGCAUUGGCGGUUACGGCGGUGGCCAUGGUGGCAUCGGUGGCGAAUAUGGCGGAUACCAUGCAAAAUAGUACUAAAGACAGACACCUCAAUUCCAUUGAAUUCCAAUUCCAAUUCCAGUGGCAC